UAUCCAGUUGUCCGCUGAGCAAGAAUACACGCGCUACAGUGAUCUGCAGUCUGUACUCGUAUUCCUACAGCAAAAUCUUUUGUUGAUUGUGACUUAAUAAAAAUAUACAAAGCAGUGAAAUGAAAAAGAUACAUAUUGACGAUGUCCAAACACGGACGGUGGAUGAACAUUUCAAAUUAAUCCUAGAAGAUAAAAGUGUAAUCGAUCCGGAAGCAACCGAUGUAACAUCCAAUGAUCUUCCAGAGUGGUACAAUAAACAAUUAUACAAAGAAGCUCAAAACUUUUAUAAGCGAAACUUGAUGUCAGUGGUAGCAGCAAACACAGUAGGACUUAUUGUAGUAUUUGCAGUUGAAACAAUAUUAAAGGUGCUCUUGUAUACAAAACGAAGUAGUACAACCUGUGCAGCUUUUAAAAGAUACAUCGAAACUACGUUACAUACACAUAAUAUAUAUACGUGUGAUCCAAAUGAUUCAGAUUCCAAUGUCAAAGCUAUAUUGGAGUUGAAAACAAUCGUGCAUAUAUGGAAAUACUCAUAA
Messenger RNA from Trachymyrmex cornetzi, 536 nucleotides. RefSeq lists its product as uncharacterized. The coding region runs from base 120 to 536 and encodes 138 amino acids. The record is from RefSeq and is a predicted model, not a curated record. The transcript is spliced from 5 exons. Lineage: Eukaryota; Metazoa; Arthropoda; Insecta; Hymenoptera; Formicidae.